UCAAACAUUACCGGUGGCGCCGGUCAACGGUCGAUAAACCUCUUUCUAAAGCUAUCUCUCUCUUGCUGGGUCAUUCAAUUUUGUGGAAGAGCUUCUUGGUUUCUCUGAAUUUUUUUACCUCUACUUGGUCUAAUCCAAAGAAGCUGAAUUUUUUUAAAUUUCUUUUUGGAGAAUUUUGCUUUUUAAUUUCUGGGUGCUUUUUUCAAGCUUAAAAGGAAAUGGCACAGCAACGAACUCAUGUACCGAAAUUUGGCAAUUGGAACAGUGGAGACAAUGUUCCAUAUACAGCAUAUUUUGACAAGGCACGGCAAGGCCGAACCGGAACAAAGAUGAUAAAUCCAAAUGACCCUGAAGAAAAUUCAGAUUUAGUUUUUGAUAAUUCAUCAUCUGAUCACCUUCUUCCUUCCCAAUCCAAACCGAAAGUUGAUUCAGAGGAUCCAUCUGGAAAGGGAUCAGCGCGAUCAUCAAAUGAGUUGCAUAAGAGUCUAAAAGACGGUGAUCCUAAGAACUAUGUUAACUCUCCAGCUCGUCAAGACAAUGUAAGCAAUAAGAAUGCCAAUGAUUCUACGCCUCGUGUUGGAGUAGGUUCUGCUGAUAACCGACGAAGACCUUCAAGACAAAAUACUGGGUCUGAGUACAGCGUUGAUCGAUCACCCCUUCAUCGCCAAGCUAGAGCUCCUGGCAGAGAUAGUCCCUCAUCAGAAGGAAAGAAUUCCUAUGACAGCAGCCAUGGUAUACCGGGAAGAUCCCGGUUAAGACCUGCUAAUCGAGUGGAUGAAACUCCUGAUAAAGGUGCUGCUGUUCCAAAGUUCGGGGAGUGGGAUGUGAGUAACCCUGCAUCAGCUGACAGCUAUACUCACAUUUUCAACAAAGUGAGAGAAGAGAAACAAGGCGGGGCCGGAUAUGCACCCGGAACACCUAACGAGAGGCCGCAUGUUAUCCGCAGGCAACCUGCAAAUGGCAAAGCACAGUGUUGCUGCUUUGCUUGGGGCAAAAAAUGACUUGUUUGGAAAGUUUGAAUUCUAAGAAGGUGAAAAAUGGUGUUGUGAAUGUUCAUGAGGUGUGUGUAGCAGCACUUGUAAAUAUUCAAGGUUCUGUCUCCUUUAGCGAAGACAUCAUUGAAUUAUAACUACAUUGUGUUCUUUCUUUUUUUUACGUGUAUGUCUUUCUUUGGAAUGUGCUUAUAGCAAAGACACUUUGCAUGCAAAGAAGAUUGUGAUUUUAAAUUUUUGGCCUUUUGUUGUGGUACUGUUAUGAUCUUAUGAUUCAAAUUAACUGUAUUUAUCCAAGAUAUAAGAGAUUGGUUAUAUAAUUCUUUUCCAAUGAAUUUAUGGCUUGUGAUUCAAGUUAUACUGUGUUGAAGUCAAUGUUGAACUUGUGUAUUUUAUACAAAGGAUCUUAUUAUGACCUUA
This is a messenger RNA of Cicer arietinum (chickpea), 1412 nucleotides long. RefSeq names its product RPM1-interacting protein 4. Lineage: Eukaryota; Viridiplantae; Streptophyta; Magnoliopsida; Fabales; Fabaceae. Gene Ontology annotation, cellular component: plasma membrane. The record is from RefSeq and is a predicted model, not a curated record.